CUGACGUAUGGCUGCCGUGUGAAGACGUAUCUCUUUGACUUUAGCAAAGAUGAUUUCGAAGAGCUACGAGAGUAUAUUUAUGGCAUUGACAUAGGAUUUGCACUGAACAGCGUUGGUGUCGGAAGGGAAAAUUUGGAGCGUUAUGGGGACAACCCACCGGCAGAUCGACAGAUUCUCCAAGUCAACGCUCUCGGAGCAGCUGAGUUCCUCUCGAUGGUUCUGCCGCCAAUGGAACGAUGCGGUGGAGGUCAGAUCGUUGUGCUCUCUUCAUCUCAGGGAAUCAAGCCGAUUCCACUCCUAGCAGCAUACUCCGCUGCAAAGGUAACGGUUUAA
Molecule: messenger RNA, 333 nt
Organism: Cooperia oncophora
Lineage: Eukaryota; Metazoa; Nematoda; Chromadorea; Rhabditida; Trichostrongylidae
Source: the annotation of a GenBank genome assembly